Molecule: messenger RNA, 1101 nt
Organism: Salmo salar (Atlantic salmon)
Lineage: Eukaryota; Metazoa; Chordata; Actinopteri; Salmoniformes; Salmonidae
Biological process (GO): positive regulation of transcription by RNA polymerase II; negative regulation of apoptotic process
Cellular component (GO): nucleus
Molecular function (GO): histone binding
Source: RefSeq, a predicted model, not a curated record
CAUAACGCACUGGCCGUCCCCCGACUCCACCCAGAACUGUAUAUUAAAGGUUCCCCUAUCGAGCCAUAUGCCACUGGCACUACUGGCUGUCUUUUUUUCUUUUACAGUGGUCGGACUGAGUGGAUUGUAUCAUUAUUUAUAAAUAUUUUUUAUGGUCCCAACAUUUGUUACAUUAGGCUAAGACAGAAACAUGGCUGACGCAAAAGUCGAAACUAGUACGGAGAUCUCUGCCAAGGACCUGAAAGAGAAGAAGCUUGUUGAAGAGGCAGAAAAUGGAAAAGACACCCCAGCCAAUGGAAAAGCUGAGGCUGAGGAGAAUGGUGAUCAGGACAAUGAUGUAGAGGAGGAGGAGGAUGAUGUGGGAGAGGAGGAGGAUGAGGAAGAUGAUGCUGAGGGUGAUGAAGAAGAUGAUGACGAUGAAGUCGAGGGUCGUGCAGGCAAGAGGGCGGCAGAAGAUGAUGAUGAUGAUGAUGACGAGGAUGAUGUUGGAACAAAGAAGCAGAAAACCGACGAUGAUUAAGAGUUGUGUGUUCAACCCGCUGGAAGCUGCUGCAACCUCUCUCCUUAACCGCCGAGCGUUUUGGAGGGAAACUGUGGUCAUCAUCAAGUAGAGUUCAACGUCCGUGUACACACACACCAAACUGCAAUUUUUUUAGAAAACCCAAGACGUCAAAGUUCUACCUUCUUAACAAGAUACAGUACUUUAAAAUGAGAAUUUGUUUGUAUUUUUAUUUACAUUUUAUAUUUUUGUACAUAUUGUUAGGAGGUCAGCCAUUUUUCGACAGUGAUCUCUGGUUACCAAACGGUGCUUUGAAGUUGAUGCUUCUCUAUGAAAUAGACUUUACUUGUGGUUUGACCAUGCCAUGCUAUCUCAACACAAACUUGUACAAAUUUUAGAAAACAAUUAAAUUCAAAGCAUUCCAGUAACUUUGUAAUUGUACUUUAGUUGUACCAUACAAAGUUGGUUUGUAUGAGAUGGCAAGGCCAAAGAAAAUAGGUUUAUUUUCUGUCUGUUAAAUGGCUGUCUGUUAUGGCCUGUUUAAUGUAUGUGUGAAUUUCUUGUAUGACAAUAAACCUGAAUUUUAUUUUGUGAGUUCUUAA